Porites evermanni is the source of this 22283-nucleotide messenger RNA. The record is from the annotation of a GenBank genome assembly. NCBI's taxonomy places the organism in Eukaryota, Metazoa, Cnidaria, Anthozoa, Scleractinia, Poritidae.
AUGUGGAUUCAAGUAAGGACAAUGGAUGGUCAGAGAAGUACGCAGGUGGAUCAGCUAAGCAAGCUCACAAAAAUUGAAGAGCUUCGCAUCAAACUGGAAGCCGCAUUUGAAGUAUCCCCCAACAUGCAAAGGCUUUUCUUUAGAGGCAAGCAGGUAAUUUAUUUGGCUGCGUUAUGCUAACUCCCUGAGUUGUGGAUUUAUUUCUCCCAUCUUUGUAUUUAAGUUAAUGUCCUUCUUCAUGGCAAAGGAUUUAUCUCUGCAUUGCGCCUUUUCUGGUCUGAUAAAGGCAUAAGACAUUGGCUAUACGAAACUGUACAAAUGUAACAGUACUUGCUAUCGCCAGAGCCUUGUUGCCUUAUUCUGUAAUAUAGUAGUUCUGUUCUUUCUAAUGUUUACUUAAUGAUUUUAAAAAAAGUUGUUUGUCUUCUUUUUAACCCUUUCAUCCCAGAUUAGUUAUGGCCACAAUUUGUUACUCCAACUUUUUAUCUUAUGAAUGAAACCCUCUUUUGUUACCAUUCAAAUGAAUCCUUAGGCAGAUCUUCUACCUCAUGCUAUUUAUUUAUAUAUUUAUUUAUUUAUAAGGGUUUUAUGAGAUGAGUAGUAGAGGGUGAUGACCAUUGCUAUCACACAGUGUACACUGCUAAAAGUAAAGUUGAGCAAUCAUUGGAAUUUUUAUUAACAUUUCCAUUUUGGACAAUUUGUCCUGAGUACACAAAAUGUUUAAUUGAAAUAUUGUACUUUAAAUUCUCAUGAGUCAUCUCAUAAAAAUCGUAGUGUAAAAAUAUUUGAAACAGUACUUGAAAUUGAAAACGUGCAUUUCAAUGACACUUCAAACUUAUUUUAUUCGAUGUGCAUGAACAUGAACAUGUAUGAUGAGGUGAUACAAUAGAUGAAUACAAACUGCACAUGCUUCUAACUCCAUUUCAAGCAAAUACAACUACCUUAGGGCUAGUAUUUAGAAUGUAUUGUCCCACUAACAUCCCCAUUUGCAACAGUCUCCUUUUCUUUCUUCUUACAUCAGGACAGAAACAAGAAAAUAAAGGAAAAAAAACGUACAAUUUAUUUCAUUUGUUUGAGUCAUUAAGGCCUCACUGUAUAGCUCAAUAAUACAUCACAUACAGUGUAUAUAACAGUAGGGACUCUGUAACAUGUAGUGAGCAUGAUACUUGCAACCUUGUGCCAAAAAAAUAUAUAGAUGAACAGCUACAGUUUGUUUACUAUAUUUUUUUUCAGGCUCAUUUUCUUUGAAGAUAUCAAACAUUUUAAAAUUAUAAUCUUGUUAAUAUUUUUUUACCAUUAUGGUCAUUUUCAGUUAAGCUUAUUAGUUCAGAAAACAGAAGUCUUUUGAAGUGGUUUAUAAGGGUUUGGAUCUCAGCCAGAUCAACAGGCAUGACUUCCGUACCAUUCUUCUGGAUGGUUUCCAAAAGUGGAAAUAAUAUUGUGGAAUAAAUUGGUGUACUCAAGCAAACAUCACCAUAGAAAUGUCAUAGGAGCUCAUUACAUGAGCUUGAAUUAAUAUUACACGACAUCAUAAUGGGAAUGAUGCUGAACUGCUAAAAGUACAACUGGAGGACUUUCAACCUCUGUCUUUGUUAUCUAUUGUGUAACAUCAAAAAAGGGAUAUAAUUUAAGCUUUGCUUGAUUCGGCAAAGUUCAAAAGUUAAAUAUGCUAGUGCAUGGUACAUUUAACCAUUAGUCUUUUUGCCAAAUACAAUGCAAGAGUUUCUUUGCAGCAAUUUGAAAUUGGAUUCAAUUUACCAAUGGUGAUCACCCCAUACAUACUAUAAUAUAAAAACAUAAGAAAGAAUGCGAUUUGCUCAGUUGACCCUCAUAAGUGUGAGAAUAUUAUGGUAGAAUCAGUAACAAGAAUUAAGUUUCAAAAUGGAUGUAGUUUCAUCCAAAAUAUUGUAUAAAUAAAAAAAGAAGGGGAAAUCUUGAAAAUUGCACCAUUAUUUCCUCUAUUAUAGAUGGAAGGCUUAUUAGAGGCCCAGAGUGUAAUGAAAUGUUCAUGGUUUGGAUGAAACAACAUUCAUUUUGAAAGUCAUAUUUUCUUUUCUGCUGAUUCUACAGAAAAAUAUGGUUUAUUACACUCUCAGCCUCUAAUAAGCCCCCUGUCAGUAAGCCCCUGGUUCAUAAUAGAGGAAAUAAUGAUAAACUGUACAUGUACAUUUAACAUUUAAGAUAAUCCCCACUUUUUUUGGAAAUUUAUUAUUAUCACUAGUCAUAUUGUGGGGGAUUUCUGAGAUAAAGAGCAAUAAAUUUGUUAAGUUCAAUACUUGAUAAGUGAUAAAAAUUGAACAUGUGCACAUGUAAGUUCAAGAUCUGUACUGUAAGUUAGACACCUAGUCUGAGGGGAAGUACUCCGGAUUUCAGGUGAUUGGGAUGAUCGAAUGGGGGCAAAACUCAAAACCCCAAAAAAUCCCUGGAUCAAAAAUUAACCCCCCCCCCAAAAAAAAAAUCCCAUGCUUAAUUUCCAAGCCUUAAAAAUUUCCAGAAAGCUUUCAAAUAGUGAUAUAACACAAAAAAUAAAAACAUUAGAAAAAAGCAUUUACAGCACUAUGGGGCCGGGAUUUGCAUGCACUACCAGGAAUCUUCAGAUUGUUUUGAAUACCCCAAGAAAUCUCUACUUAAAGCAAGCCACCCAAAAAAAUCCCGGUAUCAAAAAUUUCAAACUCAAAAAAAUAGUUCGAUCAUCCGUGUCACUUGAAGUCCGGAGUACUUCCCCUGGGCACCUAGUUUAUAAUGACUUGUGCCCUUCAGGCUUGAACCAGAAAUCCAAGCAGUAAAGAAAAAAGAACAGAAAAAAUUGUAGUGCAUCUUUUUCAUUGUGUUUGACAGCAUUUAACCAGCACAAAGUUGACUUUUAAAAUUUGUGUGGUUGUCAUCUGCUGUAAAUGUCAUUUAAAAUCUUUCUAAUACCAAUAAUUUUAUUUCUGUAUUAAUUUAUCCCUCUUUUAAAUUUGUUUAAUUCCUAGCUCGAAGAUGGUCACACACUAUUUGACUACAACGUUGGGUUGAACGACAUUGUGCAGCUGAUGAUAAGGACAGCUCCACCAACCGCUGAUGACAACAGUAAAGGCAAAAAAGAAACUAAAAAAUCAGAAAAUAAAGGAUCCUGCGAUUCACUCGUUAAUGGCCAUGUCUCUAAUGAUGAUGAGGUAUAUUUGCAAGAAUAAAAAUUAAAUUUGUAAUUAGAAGGGGCAGGCUAUAAAGGAUUGAUUUUACUGCAAAUAAUGAUCUAUAGAAGCCGUUCAUCUAUAAGAUGCCUAAAUUGUGUGUGAUUCCACAAUGUUUUGGCUCCAUCAACAGUCUAUCACUGAGAUCUUUUCUCAUAUUGUUAAUGAAACUCAGCAACAGUAAGUAGCCAUGAGUGGCACAACUAGCACCAUCAUGGCAGCAAAAAGAAACAUGCUUACUACCAGUGGUAGUGUCGCCAAAUGUCGGCUGUUUUCUUGGGCUACAGUUUACUAUGCACCAACCAAUUACUUCUGAGAGGGGCCAAGCUAGAAGGCACAAACCCUUCCCCAAACUCUCAGUCAAAUCUGUCUUCCAGAUUGAGCACUUAUUUUGGGCACAGUUGCUCUGAGAGCUCUAUAAUAAACCAAUGAAUAAAUGCAGUCAAAGCUCUAUUUGUGGCCACCUCUCAUAGGCCACCUGUAGCUGUUCUUGUGGCUGUUGUUUAACAACACAUAUUUCUCUCAGUCUUCGUUUUGCUUUACCAAAGAAUAUCUUUUAUCUGUUUGGUCACAUAAAGGCCCAAGCAUUUUCAAUUUAGGAACUAUUGUUUUUUGAAGUGGGACUCAAUGGUUCUGGAGUGGGACUCAUGAUAUUUCACAAGAUGAGUCUUAGGACUCACCAUAACUAUUUGUAACAAAAUCACUGGUUACAACAAGGAACUACACUAUAAGUAACUUUGAAAUUAAAUGCAAUGAAUUAUUUGCCAAAAAGUGGAUUUGACCGAACCUCUUCUCAGAGAGACCCUGUACGGCUUGAUUAUUGUAAGCAACCUCCUCCCAUACAUUUUGGGUGGUCCCUUACAAGAGGUUCAACUAUACAGUCAACUCUUUUUGAGAUGGACACCUUGGGGACCUGCAGUAGGUGUCCGUCUUAGAGAGAUGUCCGUUUUACAGAGAGUCAAAGAAAGGGAGUAAAGAAAGGCAGGGACCAACUCUGAGUGUCCAUUUUACAGAGGUGUCUGUUAAGAGAGAGUAGACUGUAGUAUCUUUAUAGCUGGCUAGUCUCCCAGCCCCCUUUUUUGAAUGAUCUGCGAUCCGGGCCUGCUAGGGUAUCCUAUAAAGGUAGCAAAAGGCUUUUAAAGAGAGUUACUUUAUGGACAAUGCAAGUAAACUGCUAUGGCUUCCACAGAAGAGUAGUAAAACUACUGAUGCCACUGUAAAUGUUAUCUGAACACUCAGUACUUUUAGUGUGGUCUUAGGUUUAACUAGUGUAAAUUGUAUUCAAGAUUCUUCAAUCUCACUUCUCUGUUUAAAGAGGUUCAUAUUUCUUUAAUUAAGGAUAUGGAGGACAACAAAAGUGAACCAGGCACAUCAGAAGACCAAACUUUGAAAAGCGUUUAUAAAGUGCGUAUCAUGACUACCAGUAUUUUUAUUAAUUUAUUAAUUGUUUAUUAAUUGUUAUUCUUAAAUAUUUUUUUGUUUAUAAAUUCUUUUGCCAUUUCUUCUUUUGGUGUACACUGUAUCAAACCCCUGAUGGUAUAAUUCAUUAAUAAUUUUUACUGGUUUAUACAUUCUGUUUCUCAGAAAGGUGAAAUGAUAGAUGCUAAAGAUCCCACCAUGGGAGCUUGGUUUGAGGCAAAAAUAAUGGACAUAUCAUUGGCAGAUGAAAAUGACCUGUCUUCCAUUCUGUAUCAUGUGGUUUUUGAUGGGUAAGACACAAUACUACUCUCUUCCUUGAACAGCCAUUUCAUACUAAGCAACCAUUAAACAGUCAAUCAGUUCUGCUGUCAAAGGUUCAAUCAAUCAGUCCAUUACUAAAUGUAUUGUUUGGUCAAUGAAGAUUCAAUAAUGACUGUAUUUGUAGUGAGGAGAAAAUAUUAUGUCAUGUUGCCAUGGUAGAAAAUUUCUGGAUGACAAUAAACCGAAAACAUCAAGGUUGUAUUUCUUAGAAUUCCCACAAGUUGAAAUAAAUUUUGAAAUUUUUCUGUCCAGUGGUGAAUAAUAUGAUAAGAAUUUCAAAGAAAGGUGUUUUUAUAAUUUGUUGCUGAAAGGCUGUACAUCCACCACUUUCACUAAAUUAAGAAGGUGUAAAGAAGGAAGGUUAUUGGUCCAAAAAAUUAGUACAUAAAAUUUGUUUUCUUAUAUCCUUCAAGAAGUUGUAUAUUGUGUAGGAGGAUAUGAUGUCCCUUUAAAGUCACUUACUGAUAUCAGUUCUUCUUGUUAAUCUAUAGAUACGAGGAAGAUGAGAUACACAAACUACCUGAGAGUGCUAUCAGACCCAUAGCAAGAACAGCGCUCACAUGGGACCAAGUGAGUAUGUCAUUGAUCUCAAUCAAUACGUGUAGAUGAGUUUUGGAACUGGUGACCAGAAAGCAGAGGGGGUCACUUUGGCCACCAGCUCAGGAUGGUGAUAACCAUGGCAACCUGUAAGCAGAAACCUCCCCCCCUUCGCCACAAAUGACCUUAUCAAAGCUUUAUCAGACUUGAACAUCAGUGAAAAUAUUAUACUGUACCCCCUACACCAACUUCUUGUUAAACCUGCAAAGAACAAAAAUCCAUGGUGGGUUGGAAGAUUCAUCUUUAGCUACCUCAAAAUGCUGUUAUUUUUGUUCCGAAUUCCAAUUGAUUUCUACCACCCAUAUGUAAUGUCAUACUGUUAUUUUCUUUAUCUUUCUUCCCAGAUUUCAGUUGGUCAGAUAGUGAUGGCUAACUACAAUCCAGAUGAACCAGAUGAGAGAGGCUACUGGUAUGAUUUCAAAAUCACAAAAAAGGUACUGAGGAAAUGAAAAUAGUAUAAGGCAGAGGAUCUGAUUUGCUUGUUCAUCUCAUCUGAUAUAUUUUCUACCCUUGGAUUAAUUUGACAGUAUGAUGGUCUUACAAGAAACAGCAGAGAACUCUAUGCUAGAUUAUCAUUAGGGUAAGGAAAAUAAUUUUGUUCUUUCCCGGCGAAGGAAGUGCAGUAAUCCAGAAACUCCCAAAGUUAAUUGUUGGGACAUGGGAAAUUCCAGUUUUCCAGUAUUUCACAAAACGUUCCCUUGUUUGUUUAUGUUUCUUUCUAUCUGAGGCUACGUUCACAAGGCACACUGUGAAUUUUCAAGAAGACUGAACUUUUGAUGAAGAUGGAAAUGGAUUGCACUUUUAUUGUUAGCCUAACAGUAUUUUAAAGUUCAUUUUUGUUUUUAGUAAUGUUUGCAAAUAUGACUUGGGAGACAUUAAGCUCUGAUUUUGUCAUUGACAAGUAUACUACACUGUAGUUUUUCAAGUUCCAUUGAGAAUAAGGAUGCGUAAUUGGCAUAAUAGAAAAAGUGAACUAGCCAGCUGUGACACAGUUCAGCCCCUUAAAUGAAAAACAAUUUGAAUCAUAAUGUGUUUCUGGGAAACUGCCCACCUACCCCUCCCUUAAGCCAACAUUUUGCCCUAAAGGAGAAGUAAGUGUUAAUGUUGGCUUAGGGGAGGGGUAGGUGGGCAGUUUCGCAGAAACAGAAAAUGAUCCAACAAUCGUCUUUUUAUUGAGCACUAUACACUGUAUUAAGCAUUGACCUAGCCUUUGUUGCUUUUUUGGUUUAAGAACCAGCACAGAAGACACAGUUUCUCAGGAAUGUAGACUCAAAUUCAUAGACAAAGAAAUAUUCAAGAUUGAAAGUCCCCCAGGUAACUGGUUUAGCACUUAUUUGCAAAAUUACUGGUGCUUUCUUGUAUCCUUCCAUGACCCUUCUAACUUUUAGCCUCCAAAAAAUGCAUAGAAUGGUUUAUGUAGUUGAAGUUCAUGAGUAAAAAGUAAGUGUAAAGAUCCUUAUUUUGGUUUUUCAGUAACUCCUACAGCCUGUAACAGUAAUUCAACUGACAAGCCUGAGGCUGACAGUGCGUUCAUUUUACCCUCUUUCUCAACAUCAGUGUUCCAUUUUAUGGGUAUUUAAAGCUACAUGGAAAGGUCAAAAGUGGAAGCAAGCACUUGAAGUCACUGCUACGAAUCAAACUUAGAACCUGUCCCACAGAAGGCCACAUACUAUCAGCUGUGCUAAUCCUUGCUCCUUCAACCCUUUAAACCCUAAGAUCAAAAUUGGAAUUCUCAUUUGUUACUCCUAUUCAUUUCCUACAGAAGUAGUUGGGAGAAGUUGGUAAAAUAUCAAGCAAAUUCGUCUUGUGUGAUCAUGUCCGUAAUUCUCAUGACCACUCUGUUUUACAAAGCAUUGAUAUUACUAAGAGAAAUUUAAUGCUGAUGACUUGCAGGGAUUAAAAGGUUAAAUUAAGUGACAAAAUUAACUCAAAAGCUUGUUGUAUUUUGAUGUACUGUUUGUAGAUCCUAGCAAUUCUGAGGAAUCCACAAGUUCACUUAAUGGAAAAACAUCCCCAGCUAAAAGUAUGCAUUGUAUCAUUUUGAAAUACUGUGUUAAUAAUUUAUUUAUUAGUUUUGCAUUUUUUGUAUGUUUCUGCAGCUGUAUUUGAACACGUAUAUUCUGUAAUUUUAUUUCAGUUAAUUUUUUUUCUUGGUCUUUCAGGGCAGGUGAAACCUGAUUGCAAUUACUGUAAAGAUAAUCCAAAUAAAUCCUGCAAGCAUUGUGCAUGCCACAAGGUACUUCAUAUAUCAUUGAGUAGUAUGGAGUGUUAGGGAGUGAUAAUUAAUUUUAGGGAACAUAGCAUACUUGGCCUUUCCUCCACUCCUUCCUCAACCUUACCUUUGCUGUUACCCCCUCCCCCAAAUGUGCAAGAAUGCUGAUCUAACAAACAUGCAUGUGUAUCUUGCUACCAUUUCUACAUGUAAAUCAGUUCUCAAUAGUCAAAAGCUACCUUAAUCUGUUCACUCCUAGGCCAACAAUGAAGGUCAAAAGUGUAGGGAACUUCCCAGUGAUAAUUAUUAGCAAACUGGGGACCUCUCCCCUCUCACCCCAAACAAUGUUGAAUGGGUAGAAAUGAGUCCUCUUUAGGUUGCAACAUUACUGGGGAAGGGCUGGGGGAUGGAGGGGUGAACUUAAAGCAAAUCAAAAAAUUGUCAUUAGGAGCAGACUCCUAUGUCACAAUAAUUCCUUGGAAUGUUUUUUUCAGCUGUCCCAGGAUAUUUUGUCCCUCUAACAUUUUAUUCUGAGUGAGUUAGCCAAAAUUUGUCUGUUUUGUUCAUUUGUCUUCUGACAGUGUGGUGGAAAGGAGAACCCAGGUGACCAACUGCUGUGCGAUGAAUGUGACAUGGCUUAUCAUAUUUACUGUUUAGUUCCUCCACUUGAAAAAAUUCCUGAUGACGACGAAUGGUAAGAAGUUUUCUUAGUCCUCGUCCAGGAGAAUACAAAAUUAAGUUUCUAAUGUAUUUGUUGGCUGUGUGUAUUAAGUUAGGCAAUACCAUCACGUUUUCAACAACAUCCAUGAGUUAACGAGAGUUUCAUGAAUAAUUAAUAAGAUAUGUUAUUAUAUCAUAAAAGCUUUAAACACUAUAUAGAACAGUACCUCCCUGCCUGCCUGCCUGCCUGGUUUUGACGCUGAUGAUGUUCAUUCAUUGAUUUUCAGGUAUUGUCCACUCUGUAAAAAUGACACUUCAGAGGUAAGGUGUAACAAUAUUGUUUGUUCAGGCUCUCAGGGCCCACACUGGGUAAAGUUCCCAGAUGGUUGCUUGUGCCCUGCUCUGUAAGCACAUGUAGUUGAGAAAGCUUUCUUGUGAGUUGUGGUCUACGGCUUCUUUCAAGUUCCUUGCCUCACGACUAUAGUACAUGGGUAUUGGUUAAUAACUUGAUCAGUAUGCAGAGGCAUAUACCUACCACUAAUGCACGCAAAGUAUGCACAUUUCAAAUCAGCGGCUAAGCAUGUAUGUCAGGGUGGACAGUGAAACAAUAUGUAUGCCAGUAACCUUGAAUUUGAAAGUCUACCAUAAGUUGUUUUAUUUUAGGUUACAUUGUUGGUCACAUUAAGAGUUUUGGAUGGUUCUAGGGAGUGGCCAUGCCCUUUUAUCGAAAAUAACCUUUGGAACUGAAGCCAUAUGUAAAAAUCCACUUGUUAAAUUUUUAUUGUAAGGUCUACUUCCCUCUGUCCCAACCAGUACAUUUUAGAUACCAUUACAAAAAUCAGUUUAGGUCAUUCCUUUUUUUUUUUUUUUUAAUUAUAGUUCUCUUUUGUUUCUAUAGAUUAUCCACGCUGGUGAGAAACUAAGGGAAAGCAAAAAGAAACAAAAAAUGGCAUCUGCAAAUUCAGCUUCAAACAGAGAUUGGGGAAAGGUCUGUUACUGAGUAGAAAUUGUUUUAUGCUUUCACUUUCAAGAUGGCUAAACAUUUGACAAAUAAAGAAAAAACGAAAUUUCCAAGCUAAUGUACUGCAAAAAAUGGUAGCACUUCUUUAAAAGCGAGAAAAUGGAAGUUUUAGCAUGUCAGCAUUAGUGUUUUCAUUGCCUUCAGUGCAGCAUCAGGUAAUUCUCGUCAAAUUUCUUUCCUUGGUGGGAUUCUGCAAGCUACGCUGUUAUCUAAAAAGUAUCAUAAAUUACUUAUUUUAAUUAAAAUUCGUUAAUUAUUAUUAUUGUUUGACACACCAACUCUAUGGUCCAAACUCUAUAUCUUCUGAGUGUAAAUAUUUUUUUGUAACAGAAGUCUUGAGGCCUGUUGCCAUAAACGCCAUUCUAAACCUCUCUUUGUCGUGUUGUGUUUUGUAGGGUAUGGCUUGUGUUGGUCGCACAAAAGUAUGUUCUAUAGUGCCUCCAAACCAUUUUGGACCUAUCCCUGGUGUGCCUGUUGGAUCAGCGUGGAAGUUCAGGGUUCAGGUUUGUUGCUGGAGACCUUUAGAUUGUAAGACAAAACGAAUACGAGAACUUCUCAACACUAAGUAGUGCGCGCACGUGAACCAGCGUCAUUUUGGCGGGAAAACGUGAUAGCCGUCAUCUUUCUACUACGGGUUUUAGCGAGAAUACGGUGUUUAAGCAGCGACGUUUUUGAGCGACGCACGUCAACCGGACGUGAGCCUUUUUCUCUUUUAAUAUGCCUUGACGCUACGAAAUUUGUAUUGCUAAGUGUCUUUACUCUUAAAGAGAAAAUUUGCCUAAAAUCAUGUUCAAAAUCACGGCUCAAGAGUGCAGUAAGUCAACUUCCGGUUUACAUGCGUCGCUCAAAAACGUCGCUGCUUAAACUCCAUAAUGUCGUAGUGACGGAAACAAGUUAUCAAUUGAUAGAAGUUUUAUCAUUUUGUGAUCGGGAGAGGGCUUAACCUCCUUCAAUAAAGAUAACAGUGCUAACUUUUCUGGUGAGUCAAAAGUACAAUGAAGCUUUCCAGGGUGCCUAUAUUUUUUAAGAAUACGCGAAAAAAACUUUCAGUCAAAUUUCGUACUCGUAGUCGUUCUCUACUGUUAUAGACUACAGUCGAACUAAAUUUUCUCUUGCACGCUUUAUUUUGACUUACAAAACUCAUUCGCAUUAGUUUACUUCUUAACUGCCAUUGUAGAAGUACGCCGCUCUUGCUACAUUUGAAAUUAUCACCUUAAAAAUUCAAAGAUAAACUUCGAUGGGCAACUUGUACAGGUGGAAGUGAUCUUUCGAACUAUGCCCAAAUGCCUGCGAUUUGGGUUUACGGGUCAGCCUUUUCCCGGCACCAAGAUAGUGAUGUAUGGAGAUCCUGAAAGCUGAUGCGAAAAACGCGUUGGGUUUUCCCACCACCACUCCCUUCCCUUCGGUAAAGCGGGCAACAAAAAUUUUCAACUGUGUGCAACAUUGCUUCCAAACGACUUAAAAAGCAAAGUUGUGCGUGUCACCACCUUUUUUCAAACCUGUCUUGCAACAGUAAACACUUAGGCCUCGGUUUAGGAAAUCUUUAGACCUCCAGAUCUCUUUCUUCUUGUUGCCCGUCUUGCCGUCCUGUUAUUUUCGCCUGACUUUGUUCCACAACCUCCCCACUAUUUGACAGCCUGGCACAGGCUAUACAGCCAUGUGAAAUUUCACGUAAUUUUGACGUGUAAAUUUUAAUACAAAUCGACCCGACUGUACUUUCUGAUUGUUCAAGGUUCCGUGGCAUUUUUGGCAAAUUGUUUCAAUUGAUUGCUUCUAAAGCAUCUCGUAAAAACCACAGGAAAUUCCCUCUUUUUUAUGUUAGGUGAGUGAAGCAGGAAUUCACCGGCCUCAUGUGAGUGGUAUUCACGGUCGAGAUUCUGAUGGUGCUUAUUCUAUUGUAUUAGCUGGUGGAUACGAGGAUGACUUGGUAAGUUGACCCUUUUACUGCCUGGUAUUGUAAAAUCCUACAAUUUAAAUGGUACUACCAAUAGUUCGGCUAAAGAGGAUUUCUCCUUCAGGUUAAAAAGUUUGAGUGAAAAAUCAUCGCUCCAUAGCUUGUUCUAGGAAUGAAAUCGUUAGAGUGUUACAAUAUGCGAGCCAGCGAGGCAGACGUGCGAGGCAGAUGUUUCAGGCAUGAACAAAACAUGCGAUCGGAGAAACGCAUCGGAGAAACGUUAAGAUCGGUCAUAUCAAUGCCAACAGCAUAGCCGGCUUUAAAUUCCACGAGAUCAAAAACUGGCUUAUGCGCGGAAGGUUCGACAUCUUGGCCAUCUCUGAAACAAAGCUGGAUAAAACAUAUCCUGACAGCCAGUUUGCCAUUCAGGGUUUCCGUAUGUGCCGAUCGGAUAGAAAUAUUUAUGGCGGUGGGGUUAUGAUAUUCGUACGAAGUGAUCUGUGUUUCACUGUGACAAAAAAGCUUGGAGACCAAAAUGGUAUCGAUACGUCAAACUUUCAGGACUGAACACAUCAUACUGAAAGUGAAGGUAGCAAAAUCUUGGCUCACUGUUAUGGCGAUUUACAGGCCUCCAUCUAUUCCAACAUCUCAGUGGAAAUUUGAACUGAGCAGGUUAUUUGAAGUUGUUACGACUUUUCCAAACGAUGUCAUCUGCGUUGGAGACUUCAAUAGUAAUCUGUUGGAUCCUAAGGACAGUGGUCACUUAAAAGAUUUACUGGAAAUAUACGGUCUCAAAAAUUUGAUUAAAUUACCCACUCGUAUAGGCAAGACAUCGUCAACUUUACUCGACUUGAUUUUAACAAACAACACAAGAAGAAUAUUUUCAUCGGGCGUAGUGGAUGCUCAUAUCAGCGAUCAUUCUCUAAUAUAUACUAUUUUGAGAACCACAGCUCCGCGAUUGCGAUCUCGCAAAAUACAACUGAGAAGUCUAAAGAAUUUUGACCAGGAUUUAUUUUUACGUGAUUUACAUAAUGUCCCUUUCCACGUUAUGGAGGUGUUUGACGAUAUUGACGAUAAACAAUACGUGUUUGAGUCACUGUACCUUGACAUUCUAAACGAGCACGCACCACAAAAGCAAGCACACAUAAGGGGCAAUCAAAUUCCUUUCAUGAACGAACAAUGGCGUAAAGCCAUUCGUCACCGCAACAAACUUUGGAAGAAGUUCACGCAUCAGAGGACCGACGCUAAUUACGCCGAAUAUAAGAAACAAAGAAACAAAUGCACGUCAAUUAGGCGCAAAGCGAUUAAAGAUCAUUUUAAAAACAAGUCAGAGACCGACAAUCCACGUGCAUUUUGGGAGGCUUAUCGUCCUUUUAUGCAUUCGAGGUCCAGUAAACAAGCCAAUGACAUCACACUAAUUGAAAACGAUGUGGUUAUUACGGAUAAGAAAGAACUAGCUGAAUUGUUCAACAACUAUUUUGUUCACAUCGUUGAUGAUGUACAGGACAUUAAAGAAAAUAACUUUGGAAAUGAAUUCAGUGCACACCCCAGCAUUCGAGCAAUUGCAGAGGAAAACAGAAGAAAGAACGCCACACAUAAUUUUAAUUUUAAAUACACCAAUAAGACCCAGGUUGAAAAACUACUAUCAAACAUCAACGCACGCAAGGCCUGCGGCCACGACACCAUAACUCCGCGGCUUCUUAAGGAAUCCGCUUCUGCGAUAUCUGGUCCACUAGCAGAGUUAAUGAAUGAAUCGAUCAAACAAUGCAAAUAUCCUUCUCGAUGGAAAAUGGGGCAGGUUACACCUCUUUUCAAGAAAAAUGAUGAAUUGAGUAAAGAGAAUUAUCGACCCGUUACUGUUUUACCGGCCCUAAAUAAUGUUUUUGAGAAACUUCUUGCUUCUCAACUAGACCAGUUCUAUUCUGAAAUAUUGUCUGACUACAUCUCAGCUUAUAGGAGACACUAUAGCUGUGAAACCUCGCUAAUGAGGUUAACAGAAGAUUGGAAGCGUAGUCUGGAUAAUAAACAAAUUGUUGCAGUGAUAUCAAUGGAUUUAUCUAAGGCUUUCGACACGAUACCGCAUGGACUCUUGCUGGCCAAGCUGAAGGCCUAUGGUGUUAACAGUAGAAGUUGUAUGCUUCUUAAAGAUUACUUACAAGGUAGGAUGCAGCGGGUGAAAGUAGGUGAUACAAGUUCUGAUUGGCAAGAAGUCAUGCGAGGGGUACCUCAAGGCAGUGUUCUUGGUCCAAUGUUUUUUAAUAUUUUCAUAAAUGAUUUAUUCCUACAAAUCAAAACUGUACAAUUAAAUAUGUAUGCAGAUGAUGGUCAACUCUACACCGCCGAUACGGAUCCGGUAUCUUUGGAAAGGCGUAUCUCGCGUGAGGUUAGCUCAGCAAAUGCCUGGUACGAGAUCAAUGGAAUGAUAGCAAAUCCCAGCAAACACCAAGGGAUGAUACUAGGAAAAACUGACCAUCAGUUUAAUUUCUCAGUAAAUGACUCAGUGGAACUUUUCGGCGUUACAAUUGAUAAAGAUCUUACGUUUAAGCAACAUGUGUCCUCUAUAUGUAAAAAGGUAAACAAUCAGUUUAGCGUUAUGUCAAGGUUUGGCAAACUGAUGUCUACUGAAACCAUGCUCCGUCUUUAUAAGGCAUUUAUACUUCCUCACUUUUAUUAUUGUUCUAUGGUGUGGCAUUUCUCUAGUAAACAAGAUUCUGAUAAACUGGACCUUUUAAACAAACGUAUUCUUCGAUUUAUUUUCAAGGAUUUUAACUCUGAGUACAAUAAUUUACUUAAAAAGGCAGGAACUGCAAACCUUAAGGACAAGCGUUUACAAAACAUGAUUCUCACUAUUUUUAAAUGUCUUCAUUUUUCUGAUUAUCCAAGAUAUUUAAAAGAUAUGUUUCGUUUACGCUCUAGCACCUAUUUUUUAAGAGGACAUAAUAUGCUCUGUUUGCCCAAACCAUCGACCACUUCUUAUGGUAUCAAUUCCUUUAGUUACUUGGCAGCAACAUCUUGGAAUUCUCUCCCUGACCAUUACCGCACUAUUUCUGAUUUUACUUCUUUUCGACGACUGAUAUCUACUGGGAACAAUAAUUUACUUAAAAGGGCAGGAACUGCAAACCUUUCUACAUCAUGAUAAUUUGCAAGUUAGUUGUCUAGGUAGUUAGUUAUCAUUUUUGCUAUAUAUAAUUAACUUUUUAUUAUAAUUAUUUAUUAAUGUAGUUGGCUCGAAGAUAUUAGCACUUGAGUGCUACACUGUAAAUUCGAGGGUAAAUAAAGUUUAUUGAUUGAUUGAUUGAUUUGAUGCGAGGCAGUGAUAACAUGUAAUGAAAUGAGGUCCACGCUUGGAUGGACAAGCCUCAAAUAAACGGCAGCUUUUUCCCGCGUAAUUGGACCCCGAGGGCAAGAUUAGUUCCCGCCAAAACUGCUCACUUUAACUUCAGCGUGAACGCCAUUUUUGUCAAAAAGGUGAGUGCACUUCAAGUGUUUCACAAGUACGCUUGAACACUUAGGAGCCUAGUGUGACCCUACCUGUUGAUGCCUUUGUACACAGGAAUACUGGAAAAGUUUCUUUUGGAGAUAUGAUAAGUAGUUUUAUCUUUUGAUUUUGUGGACCAAGUCCUAUACUACAGUCGAACGUGCGCCAGUAUGCACCUCCUUUAUACCCGCUAUCUUGUUAUUUCGUUAGGAUAAUGGAGAAGAGUUUUUCUACACUGGAAGUGGUGGGCGAGAUCUUUCCGGAAAUAAGCGCACAGCUGAGCAGUCAUGUGAUCAAACGUUGACAAAGAUGAAUAGGUAGUGAUAAUCAACAGGGAAGAUUUAAAGAAGGCGGCGGCAGCGAGAAAAUUUGCUUGAAAAGUGAAUUCUCCUUCUUUGAAUCUUCAACGCCAUUACGCCAACUCAUUUACUUGGUCAAAUGUUGGCGACCUCAUGGGAGUUGAAUUCCUAAGAAAAAUUUCCAUGUUGAGAAGUUUUGUCGUCGCUUGCUUACGUCCUCCUUAAAACGUGAAAUUGAAAAUUAUUCCAACUAAGGAACUUACCUUGUCAAAUGUAGGCGAACUCUCCUGGAGUUGAAUUCAAAAAGACCAUUUCCAAGUUCAGCAAAAGAAAGGAAAAAUUUUCGUCGUCGCUUGUUUACGUCUUCCAGAAAGCGUGGAAAGAGGAAUUUUCAUGUCUACCUCGUGCAGUGACAAAAAAGCGUGAUGCACGUGCAGAGUUGUUGUUUUGCAUAUUAUUUAAACCUAUUGCUUUUUUUACCUUCUCGUUUCCGUCGCCGUCGUCGUUACUUAAAGCCCCGUGCAAAUGAACGCAACAUUAGCCUGCGAGCAUCUCCGGGUUGCUCUGGCGGCGGAGCGGGAAAAGGAAAGAGAGCUUGCAACUUCGUCCCUGGAUUUUGAAUAUCUGCGUCGAAAAAGUCGAUGCGAAAUGCUGAUUGGCGGAGAUGACAUUAGUUAUGACGUCAUUACCCCUUGGCACGUGUUUUUCAAUGUUUGUUUACAUUCGCGCUCGAUUCCGCUUCUCGCUGAUUGGCGGAAAUCUGACAGCUCAGUCGACAGGGAACAACAGGCGAAUUGGAGAUGGAAUUCAAAUUCCAGAGACGUAGUUGCAGGCUCUCCUUCCUUUUCCCACCAUGCCGCCAGAGCGCCCCGGAGAGCUUGCUCGCAGACUAACUCAACAAUGUUGGAUGUUACACGUUGCAUCCGUUUGCACACCCUGUUAAUGUUGUUGCGUGUUGUUGGGAGUUGUUCUGCAAAGUAUGGAACCGAUCAAACGUUCAGAAACAAUGUUGGAAGUUUUUGCGCCCGUUUGCACGUAGCUUUAAGAGCUGGUUAAGGCUCAACAUCGAUGUGUCGAGCGUUGCACUUAAUGUAUUAAACAGUUAGUUGUAGGACGUUUUAUGUUCCAGGGCACUUGCAAAAAAUUGUGCAGCACCCUUGAGUGACAAGGAAGGAGGGGAAGCUAAGAACUGGAAAGAAGGCAAAGCUGUGAGAGUUGUAAGUUUCGGAUCAAUUUAGGUUAUUGUAAAACUGCCCACCUACCCUACCCCUAACCCAACAUUUUGCCCUAAGUGAGAAGUACGUUUUAAUGUUGAUUUAGGAGAGGGGUAGGUGGGCAGUUUCCCAGACUGCCUAAAUUGAUCAAAGUGUAUUUAUAACUUCAAGUUUUUAACUUAGUGUUGGGCUGGAGAGCUACCGACAUCCUGAAAUAUUAAAUUACGAAGUUAAAAAUGCCAGGAAGAUAGAUUCAGUAAAAUAAUUUAAAUAUUCUUAUCGUAGGUACAAAAACCGCUGAAACGGAAGUACAACGGUGGUUACAACAACCGUUUCUGAAACUAAAAACUUUUUGAACCCUUUUCCAUGCCUUUACGUCACAGGUUAUUGAAGUUAAGCCAAUGACCCUGUCUCUCCUUUAUCCAUCCUCAUGCUAGACUGCGAGCAGUCUCUUGAAAGUUUUUCUUUAGAUUUAGUGAGGGAGUGCACCAUGAGACGCGAGAAACGAGGGCGGCUCUCCCGUCUCCCGCCUUCAGUCAUGCGCGUGGUCAUUUUGGUGUCUCGCGAGUUUGCUCGACGGAGAAAGAAAAAAGAGACACUGCUCGUAGUCCAUCCUUAUUCUUAAUUUUUAAGGUUUUUUUCAUCCAUCAUGUUACAGGUCAGAAGUAGCAAGUUGGCUAAGCACUCAAAAUACGCUCCAGCCGAUGGCAACAGAUAUGACGGAAUAUACAAGGUAAGUACAGCCAGACAAUGUACUCCCCCGAGCAGGUUUGACUUGGGUUAAAAAAAUAACCCAACGGAUAAGCCAAUGAGGUGAGGUUCACCGUUGCUGAGAAAUUAUUCUUCCGUGGAUUACCUUAAACUGUAAUAUUCAACAAAUAGUCGUUUUUUCUUUAAAAAGUAUUUGAAAACUUACCACUUUUUUCUUUUACACGAUCUUUUCAAUACAUUUUUACCUUUUUUUGUUUUNCCCGCCUUCAGUCAUGCGCGUGGUCAUUUUGGUGUCUCGCGAGUUUGCUCGACGGAGAAAGAAAAAAGAGACACUGCUCGUAGUCCAUCCUUAUUCUUAAUUUUUAAGGUUUUUUUCAUCCAUCAUGUUACAGGUCAGAAGUAGCAAGUUGGCUAAGCACUCAAAAUACGCUCCAGCCGAUGGCAACAGAUAUGACGGAAUAUACAAGGUAAGUACAGCCAGACAAUGUACUCCCCCGAGCAGGUUUGACUUGGGUUAAAAAAAUAACCCAACGGAUAAGCCAAUGAGGUGAGGUUCACCGUUGCUGAGAAAUUAUUCUUCCGUGGAUUACCUUAAACUGUAAUAUUCAACAAAUAGUCGUUUUUUCUUUAAAAAGUAUUUGAAAACUUACCACUUUUUUCUUUUACACGAUCUUUUCAAUACAUUUUUACCUUUUUUUGUUUUCAAUCACCCUCCUAUGCCUUUCUUUUCUGAUCUUCGUUAAUUAGUAUAAAUGUUACAGAAUAUCAUAAAUUUAUCAAGGUAAAUAUUUUAUUCUACAGGUUGUGAAAUACUGGCCCGAGAAGGGUAAAUCGGGAUUCAUUGUGUGGAGAUACCUUCUACGCAGAGAUGACGAGGUACUGUGCACCGUUUGGAUGAAAGUUGUGUAGUCCUUGUUGUUAAUUGAGUGAAUACUGACUUCUGAUUGGAUAAAAUUAUGUGGGAGUCACGCAGUACUCGGGAGUUAAGUCACGUGUUGCAAAACAAGUUUACCCUGGGCCGGUCAAACGAGCAACAUGUACAGAUUUUGUUGCAAAAGCAGGGUUCGUAAAGGUCAUUGAAAACCUGGCAAGUCACGAAAUUGAAAAAUUUCAUUUCCCAGGACUGGAAAGUAAUCGAAUUUAACUGUACACCCCCUACCCUCCCCCCCCCCAAUUAAUUUUCGUACGGUUAAGUUGGUUCGCUGUGAACGUGUGAACGCACGAACUAUCAUCCGGGCGAAAAUUUCUUCGGCGUCGAUUAAUGUGACACUGAUUCACUCAACAGACGCCUGCUCCAUGGACAAAAGAGGGAAAGAAGUUAAUACAGGAGCUUGGACUGAAGAUGCAGGUGCGACAAACUUUGUAACCCUGUAACUCUCGAGAAUCAUUUCAUCACUACAUAAACCGGGCCGGGGUUCUGCAGAGUUGGACUGUCCUCCUAAUGCAGUAAUAGGGAGCUUAAGCAACUACGAUGACGACGACAACUUCAAAAAACAAUUGGUUUAAUGUUCAAAACAACAGCUCUGCACGUGCAUCACGCUUUUCAGUACAUUUCUUUGACGUCCACUGCACGACUACGACGUCAAACCUCCUAAUUUGACGUUUUAUGGAGGACGUGGACAUACGACGACAAAUUUUCCUUCCUCUUUUUGAACCUGAGUAAAAUCCUUAAGAAUUCAACUCCAGGAAAAGUCGCCUACAUUUGACAUUCUUGGCGGGUACAAUUAGACGUGAUUAGGUUUGAAAGAACUCAAAUUCAUUUUUUUGGCGACGUUUCCACUGCCGUCGUCGUCGUCGUUGCUUAAGGUCUCUAACACCAACGGCAAUUGGUUUAGAAAAGCAAAACAGCAACUCUUCACGUACAUCACGCAUUUUUCUGUACAUUUCUUUGCUGUUGUUGCACGACCACGGCCCCGUAAUAUCCAAGGACAACCAUUCACCAAUCAUUGCAGUAAUUAGCUACCCCAACGACGGCGAUCACUGGGUAGGAACAAGAGCCAUAAUAGGACAGAGAGGGAGUCUCCCACUCACGCCUUUGGGAUAUCUUGAUUUCAAAAAAGUUAUUUUUAGAACUAUGGGGACCAUGCGGAAACAGUUUCUGGUAAACUGGUUGACUUCCGGAAGAUUCAGCACGCCAAAGCGAGGCGGGGUCAAUAAAUGAAAAAAAAUGGCUGCCUAAGUGGAGGGACUACUAUGGCUCCUGGUAAGAAAUUUAUUGAAUUAUUUUGUCAGUAUCCUGAAGGUUUUCUGGAGGCGCAAGCUAAGAAAGAGGAAGAAAAGAAAAAACAACAGAAAGAUAAAGAGCAAGACAAGGAAUCGGAAAAAGGCAAAGGGAAAGGAAAGGGCAAAAGAAAACGAGAUGAAGGUUACUGCUGCAUCUUACUUUUAAUUACUUUAACAAUUUUAAAAUGUAACCUUCUUAACCCUUUAAGUCCCAACAGUGACCAACAGCAAUUUUCUCCUAAUAAUAUCCAUACAUUAUCAUGAGAUGAGGUUAUGAGAAUUCAUUAAAUGAUCACCUAAGAGAAAAUACUUUGAUCUUUUAUCAAAUUCUCUCAACUCAUUCUUUAAGGAAAUGUAUAGAGAUCAGUUUAAAGAAUUUGUACGUGGAUAUUGGGGCUUAAAGGGUUAAAAGGUCCCAGAUUUUUCAGUAUCGUAGCUUUCGACUGUAUCGCACAGUUUUCAUCAGCAAUGAACUCUCAGUGCAGUGUUAUCACGUCAAUUAGUCACCUGACAACAAAUGAUUAAAUAAUAACCCCAAGGGUUAUUAUUAAGGGUUAGGGUUGGACGCUGGCAUCUGACACUGAUGGGCUCCUGGUCAAGAAUCUUCAUCCAUUCCCAGUCGAUCUCAUGGCUGGCUUUGGACUGGUGUUCCCAGAUUGCGGAUGUUGUUUGCGUUUAGUGUUCGCCCAGUGUCCAAGAAAUAUUUACCCCUUAUGUAAAAUUAAAGGAUUUCAGAAUAUUGGUUAAAGAAAAUUGCUACUUAAAAAGUCCUGGGUAAGAUUUCCUGCUUGUAACGGCAAACGAAGGUAUCUCCCAAGAUGUCUAAAUUAAGGAUUAGAAGGAGAAGGUUGGGUAAGGUUGUCCUUCUUUCAACAAAUUCAACAAUUUGAGGUAUACAUCUUUACUUAGAAUAAGCUUGCGUGGUAGGUGAUCUUAAAGGGAAAACGGUGCGCACAAGAGCAUCUGCCACAAGCUAACGAAAAUUUUAUAUUGUUGAAAAUUGUUUUUUGAGGAUCUAGCGGAAUUUCAUGUGUUUUUCAAAGGUGAAGCUAGUCCGCAAAAGUCGCCUCCUUCGAAGAAGAAAGGAUACAGAUUAACAGCAGAAACAAAGGCGUUACUUGAUGCUGAUACGGCAAAUUCAAAGCUUUGGACUGAAGUAACGACGGCACUUCAAGACUAUCCCGUGAGUAUUGUGCUUCUUAGACACGCUUCUAAAUUGAGUUGAACCCAUCGCACCUCAGUUCCCGACCCCGGGGGGGACUCCCAUUUGAAAGGGGCGGGGAUGCUCGUGGGAAAUUUUGAAUUAAACCCCUAAAGGAGACCAGUCUGUGCUUGGUCCAACCUUGUUUGACCCCUAAAAGAGACCGUUUCAAAGUUUGAUUACAUUAAUCGAGUAAAUGAAUUGAAAAUAUAUAAUUUUUUUCAUAUUUCUUCGCGUGCAACCCUGAAAGAGGCUAAUUAUAAUGGCGUUUUCAUUUUGUUUAUUUAUUUCGCUGUCAAUAUCAUGAGCUUCCGUGUACUGACCGUCCAUUGCCAGAUAAGCUCGCCAGAGGCAAUUAUAUUAUUUACUCUACUAAAACCCCUUACAAAGAUGUAUAAGCCCAGACCUUAUAAACGGCAGUUUACUGUAUUGUAUUUAGAACAAGCAGUAAAAUGGAAUUGUGUAGUAAUGUAUUUUGUUUUAUUCCUUGUAGACAUUUAUUCAAAAAGUAGAAGAGAGUUUCACUUGUAUCUGUUGUCAAGAUGUCGUUUAUCAACCAAUAACUACUAAAUGCUUUCAUAAUAUCUGCAAGGUGAGUUAUUCCUGUAUAACAGUCUCUGAAAUUGCUCAUCAAAUGUAACACUCGUCGCACUAGUCCUCGAGCGUGAGAUAAUUGCUUCCAUAAGACAAUGCUCAGAAAAUCGUCGAGGCUUUCCCUCUACUAUCACCCAUAACCUCCCACGCAGACUUUCUUAGGGCUUCGUCACGCGUUCCUGUUCCCACGAGGAAGGGGAGGAUUGCGUGACUAACCAAAAGAACGUCUACGAAGAAGGCCAUAUCACCCAGAGAGGAUUCUAUUUUGCCAACUUGGAGGCAAAAUAGACCAAUUUCGAUAUACUGAAAUUCAUACUUUGCUCCGAGGCUUGAGGGAAUAACUAAUAAUGACUAAUACAUAUCUUUUGUUUUAUUCCUCAAGCCUCGGAGCCAAGAAUGAAUUUUUCUAAGACAGUAUCGAAAUUGGUCUACAUGUGCAAAGAUUACACUUUUUCCAUCGUCGUUCGGAGACUAUCGUCAUUCCCUGUUUUAGAGUACCUUUCCUCAACAAAGCGGCUUACGGUCGUGAACAGCAAAGUUUUUUUAAAUGAGAUUGCAUUUUGUUGAUUAAUAAAUGCAUUUUGUUACAAAAUGAGUUGCUUCCUCUUAUUGGUAUUAUGUAAUAUAAUGUUACAAAUGUUAAACUGCUUUGCAUUUCAUUAUGGUACUACAUAUAUUAUGUUAUGUUGUGAUGCAUUAUGCCACAGUGAUUUACGUUGAUAUGCCAUUUCGUGACAGAACGAUACGUUACGUGAACUUUUGUUAUAUUACGUUAUGUUUUAUGCAUCAAUCGACGUAACAGAAUAUCACUCCAAGUAUUUAAGUUUGUUGCGAUGCGAUAGCAGGAUAGAAGUCAUCUUUUAGACCAGGAACGUUUAGCACAAUAAAGUAUUACAUGUUUUGUUUGUUUUGUUUUAGAGUUGUCUCCAGCGAUCGUUCAAAGCAGAGGUUUUUAGUUGUCCAGCUUGUCGUACUGAACUUGGGAAAAACUACAAAUUGACAGUGAAUACUUCUUUAGACGCUGCUCUUAAACAUUUAUUCCCCGGUUACACCAAGGGUCGGUGACAGGAAUUCACGUCUGUUGUACUUUUAAAACGUUAGGUGGCUGUUAGCUGCCUUAAUUGUGACAAGGCUUCAGAAGUAGCUCCUUCCGUCAUGUUUUCGGCAUAUGCAUAUAUAUUGUCGGAAGUCAACAGGAACUAGUUUAGCGUCGAGGUUGAUGUGGGGAUUAUGAGCAACUUUUCCCGCCACUCCCGAGAAUGC